Molecule: messenger RNA, 1209 nt
Organism: Frankliniella occidentalis (western flower thrips)
Lineage: Eukaryota; Metazoa; Arthropoda; Insecta; Thysanoptera; Thripidae
Exons: 2
Coding region: 393-905 (170 amino acids)
Source: RefSeq, a predicted model, not a curated record
CGCUAAGCCACCCCUCUCUUUCCAAGACUCAAGCAAAAUGAAUGCCCCAAAAAGAGUCUAUAGGAAGAUGUCUGAAAACCGCGCUCAUCACAAGACAGAUGCUUCGAUGUUUGGAUUGGACCCCUGCCGACCGUAGGGUAGGCCAACCGCCAAGCUCCGCUGCACUCGAAAGCGAGACUUUGCCUGACUAGCAGGCGUUUAUCCUCAGAUAAACGGAUAAUUCUUCUUUAUUGCACUUUUAAACCGUCUUUUCCAAACGGAAGCACAACACACGCACACACGUGAGUUUUACUGCCCCGCCUGCGACCACGGUUUGAGUGAUGUUGCUGUAGUGAUCGCACACCUCGGUGGGCUGUGUUUUGUACGAGAAAGAGAGAGAGGGCACUACGGAAAUGGCCUUGGUGGAUGCAGCACUUUUGCGAGCCAGUACUGCCGGUCCAGAGCACUCCCGUAUCAAUUGCUGCCCACGGGUCGCGGCGACAACAGCCACCGCCCGCCGCAACAUGUCCGUGUCGCCGCUGCUCCUGCUCGCCGUCUGCAGCGUCUCUGCCGUGGUCCUCAAGAACGGGGCGCCGUGCCUAGAGGGCAGGGUCGCGGUCUCGAGCGCGGAGAUCCAGAAGGACGACUGGGCCUGCUUCGUGUUCUGCAGCGACGGUCACAGGAGCGCGGCCGCGGGGCACCGGAACCGCGGCCUCUGCCGCCGGUGCUGCCUCGACCCGGGUCAGGCCGUGGACGGCGGGGCCGGGGCCGGCGCCGCCCCGGACGCGACGACCGCCCCGGACGGCGUGGACGGCGGCAGCAGCGAGGGCAGUGAGGGCAGCUCGGCGGCCGCGGACGGGGAGGCGUCCACGGGGAGCGAGGCCAGCGCCGGCACCGAGGAGGCGGCCACGGCGGCCAGCGAGUGAAGGGGCGGGGCAGCGCACCCCAGCGCACACGGGCAUCUCGGUAUCAAUUAUCAAUACCGAGAUCCGUCCUUAUCCCCAAGCGUACCUCAUCAACAAGGGACGGGUUGCAAACAGCGAGAGCCAGCCUGGCACGCCGCAAACUACGUAAAAUGUACCUAGGAAUGGGCAAAUAAGUUGAGACACUUGGGUAUGGGAGGCAGAUCCACCAGAGCCCACGGCGGCACCGCGACACACUCCUCUGUGACGACGCGCGCUUGCGUGCAACCCCGCGCAGGAUGACCCUCGGGGGUAGCGCGACGCGCCC